Elephantulus edwardii (Cape elephant shrew) is the source of this 1425-nucleotide messenger RNA. RefSeq names its product elongator acetyltransferase complex subunit 3 (gene ELP3). NCBI's taxonomy places the organism in Eukaryota, Metazoa, Chordata, Mammalia, Macroscelidea, Macroscelididae. The transcript is spliced from 12 exons. Gene Ontology annotation, biological process: tRNA wobble base 5-methoxycarbonylmethyl-2-thiouridinylation. The record is from RefSeq and is a predicted model, not a curated record. Gene Ontology annotation, molecular function: iron-sulfur cluster binding; acyltransferase activity, transferring groups other than amino-acyl groups. Gene Ontology annotation, cellular component: elongator holoenzyme complex; nucleus; cytoplasm. The coding region runs from base 13 to 1425 and encodes 470 amino acids.
GUUGUGGCUGUGAUGUGCAAACCCCACAGAUGUCCACACAUCAGUUUUACAGGAAAUAUAUGUGUAUACUGCCCGGGUGGACCUGAUUCAGAUUUUGAGUAUUCAACACAGUCUUACACAGGAUACGAGCCAACCUCCAUGAGAGCUAUCCGGGCCAGGUACGACCCUUUUCUACAGACAAGGCACAGAAUAGAGCAGUUGAAACAGCUUGGCCACAGUGUGGAUAAAGUAGAAUUCAUUGUGAUGGGUGGUACAUUCAUGGCCCUUCCAGAAGAAUACAGAGAUUAUUUUAUUCGAAAUUUGCAUGAUGCUUUAUCAGGACAUACCUCCAACAAUAUUUACGAGGCAGUCAAGUAUUCUGAGAGAAGCCACACAAAAUGUAUUGGGAUUACUAUUGAGACCAGACCAGACUAUUGCAUGAAACGCCACUUAAGCGACAUGUUGACGUAUGGCUGCACAAGAUUGGAGAUUGGUGUACAGAGUGUCUAUGAGGAUGUGGCCAGAGAUACCAACAGGGGCCACACAGUUAAGGCGGUAUCUGAAUCUUUUCAUCUGGCCAAAGAUUGUGGUUUCAAAGUUGUAGCUCACAUGAUGCCUGAUCUGCCAAAUGUGGGGCUGGAAAGAGACAUUGAACAGUUUAUCGAGUUUUUUGAGAACCCUGCUUUUCGUCCUGAUGGUUUGAAACUCUACCCUACCCUGGUGAUUCGUGGAACAGGACUUUAUGAGCUUUGGAAAUCUGGGAGAUACAAGAGUUAUUCUCCAAGUGACCUGAUAGAAUUGGUGGCUCGGAUCCUAGCCCUUGUGCCUCCUUGGACUCGAGUUUACCGAGUGCAGAGAUGUUUAAAGUUAGAGCAUUAUGUAAAGUCUUGUAUGCUGGUGAAAGAGGGACAAGAAAAAGCAUCUCUGAAUUUACCCAUCGCCAUUAAGUCAGUGCCAGCUCAGGGCUUCUGUGUGUAUCAGAGUAGCCUGUGUCGAGAUGUGAGAACCAGAGAAGUUGGAAUCCAAGAAAUUCAUCACAAAGUACGACCAUACCAGGUUGAAUUAGUAAGGAGAGAUUAUGUUGCAAAUGGUGGUUGGGAAACUUUCUUGUCAUAUGAAGACCCGGAUCAAGACAUUUUGAUUGGCCUCCUCCGACUGCGCAAGUGUUCUGAGGAAACCUUCCGUUUUGAACUGGGUGGUGGUUCUUCCAUAGUCCGAGAACUGCAUGUGUAUGGAAGUGUCGUUCCUGUGAACAGUCGGGAUCCUACUAAAUUUCAGCAUCAGGGAUUUGGCAUGCUACUGAUGGAGGAAGCAGAAAGAAUAGCUAGAGAAGAACAUGGAUCUUCGAAAAUGGCUGUCAUUUCAGGGGUCGGCACCAGGAAUUACUACAGAAAGAUUGGCUACAGGUUACACGGACCAUACAUGGUGAAAACGCUGAUAAAUUAA